Molecule: messenger RNA, 2463 nt
Organism: Hylaeus volcanicus
Lineage: Eukaryota; Metazoa; Arthropoda; Insecta; Hymenoptera; Colletidae
Gene: Uba2
Product: SUMO-activating enzyme subunit 2
Exons: 8
Coding region: 108-2111 (667 amino acids)
Biological process (GO): protein sumoylation
Cellular component (GO): SUMO activating enzyme complex; cytoplasm
Molecular function (GO): SUMO activating enzyme activity
Source: RefSeq, a predicted model, not a curated record
ACUUCGUUCCAGGGUGCAUUCAGGUGCAUUCAUAGGGAGGUGAUACGAAUGUGUGUAUCGUGUAGCGUCGUAGUUGAGAUUACUGAUUGUCGUGUUUAACCUGAAAAAUGGCGGCCAAUAUCGACGGUGUGUUUAGUAAGAAUUUACAGAAUGAAAUACUUCAGAGUAAAGUACUUAUCGUGGGCGCUGGUGGUAUCGGAUGUGAGAUAUUAAAGAAUCUCGUUAUGACAGGAUUUUCCGAUAUUGAAAUUAUCGAUUUGGAUACGAUCGAUGUUAGCAAUUUAAAUAGGCAAUUUUUGUUUCAAAAGAAACAUGUGGGAAAAUCGAAAGCGGAUGUUGCAAAAGAAACAGCAUUGACGUUUAAUCCAAAUGCAAAAAUAGUUCAUUAUCAUGACAGUAUUACAUCUUCAGAUUAUGGGGUAUCGUUUUUUAAGAAGUUCUCAUUAGUUAUGAACGCGCUUGAUAAUCGAGCAGCGAGAAAUCACGUCAAUAGAAUGUGUUUAGCAGCAGAUGUACCCUUAACAGAAUCUGGCACUGCUGGUUACGAAGGUCAAGUGGAACUUAUAAAGAAAGGAAUGAGCCAAUGUUACGAAUGUACUCCGAAAGCUGCACAAAAGAGCUAUCCUGGUUGUACAAUUCGUAAUACACCCAGUGAGCCUAUCCACUGCAUAGUUUGGGCAAAACAUUUAUUCAAUCAAUUAUUUGGCGAAGAAGAUCCUGAUCAAGAUGUUUCUCCGGAUACCGCUGACCCGGAAGCGGCAGAUGCAGCAGGUGAAAGUGCUCUAAAUUCUGAAUCAAAUGAAAAAGGAAAUGUUAAUAGAGUCUCCACUAAAGCUUGGGCACAAUCAUGUAAUUAUGAUCCAGAAAAAUUAUUUACAAAAUUAUUUCACGAUGAUAUAAAGUAUUUGCUUAGUAUGGAUAAUUUAUGGAAGAAACGAAGGCCGCCUACUCCAUUAAGUUGGAAAGGACUACCAGAUGGAGUUCCAGGAUGUAGUAAAGAAAUCAAUGAACCUGGCUUAAAAGAUCAACAACGUUGGAGUAUUUCUAAAUGUGGCACAAUAUUUGCCAACUCAGUAAAAAGUUUAAGCAAAACUUUAAAAGCUUCCCAAAAAAUGUCACCCAAUAACCAUCUUGUUUGGGAUAAAGACGAUCAAAGCGCAAUGGACUUCGUCGCAGCGUGUGCCAAUAUAAGAGCUUACAUUUUUGGUAUACCUCAAAAAACAAGGUUCGAUAUAAAAUCAAUGGCAGGGAAUAUAAUUCCAGCUAUUGCAACUACGAAUGCAAUAAUUGCUGGUAUAGUUGUUUUUCACGCGUUUAGCAUUCUUACGAAUAAUUUGAAAGGGUGUAAGUCCGUGUAUUUGCGUUCGAAAAUGAACCAUCGUAAUCAAUUAUUAGUACCAGAAAAGAAUGUUAAUCCGCCAAAUCCAAAAUGCUACGUAUGCGCGCCUAUGCCAGAAGCUGUACUAGCAGUUGAUACAUCUAAAAUGAAAAUUAAAGAAUUAGAUGAAGCGGUGCUGAAGGAUAGGUUAAAUAUGAUCGCUCCAGAUGUUAUGAUAGAUGGCACAGGAACUGUUGUCAUUAGUAGCGAAGAAGGAGAAACGGAACAGAAUAAUGAUAAACUUUUAGAAGACGUUGGAAUCAAAGAUGGUGUUAGACUUAAGGUCGAUGAUUUCCAACAAAAUUAUUCGCUAACUGUGACUGUAGUCUAUAGAGAGCGACCAAACUUAAAAAGCGAUAGUCCUGAUUUCCUUAUCCUAGCUGAUGAGAAAGAUCUUAAACCUAAAGAAGAUGAUUUGGUAAAACCAUCUACAUCCAAUGGUCAGAUGGAGUGUGAAACUGAUGAUGAUAUAAUAAUUGUUGAUACCGUUACCGUUUUACCAGACGUGCCGAAGAAACGUAAAAUUGAAGUUCCCGAUGUUGCAUCUCCCAAAAAAAGAAAAUUGGAAGUUAACGAUACAGAUGAUAAUGAUAUAUCUAUAAUUGAAAAUGACGUAUAUAAUGACGCUACUGCUGAUGAUAAAAAAUCAAAAUCAAAAUGUAAAAUUGCCGAAGAUGAAGAUUGCUUCAUUGUGUUUGAUGAUAAUAAGCACUCGACUGGAGUUUCGCAGUGAGCAAACUAAAUACAGACAGAUACUACUCAAGAAACAAAAGAAUCAGUAUAUUAAUAUCAUCUAAAAAUGUAUGUUUAUAUAAAUAUGUACAUACAUACCAAUUCCAGUAGGUGAGUUCUGUUCGUUCUUGUUUAUAAAUUUUCUUACAAUUCAACCGAUAUAACAGUUCGUUGAUAAAAAAGAAAUGUGAUUAUUAAUAAAUAAGUUAAAGGUACGUGUGAUGAUAUGCUACAAGAAUGAAUGUGUAUCCAUAGUAGUAAAUUUAUUUUAACUUUAUAAAUAAUUAUAAAAGUACAUAGUAUUACGUUUGAAACAUGUCAGAUUAUAGAAUGUACCUAUACAUUUUUGUAUA